GCCCUGAGAGGAAAAGUGCUACAAUAGAUGUUAAGAAUCGUGAGAUCACCGCAUUCCAUGAGGGCGGCCAUGCUCUUGUUGCUUUCUACACCAAGGAUGCUAAACCAAUUAAUAAAGCUACCAUUAUGCCAAGGGGACCAACUCUUGGACAUGUAUCACUUCUUCCAGAGAAGGAUCAAUGGAAUGAAACUAAAUCACAGCUAUUGGCUCAGAUGGAUAUCUGCAUGGGUGGUCGUGUCGCAGAGGAGCUCAUCUUUGGCCCCGACAACAUCACAACUGGCGCUUCAAGUGAUUUUGACCAGGCUACAAGAAUUGCUCAGCUCAUGGUAACAAACUUUGGAAUGAGUGAAAAGCUUGGUAUAAUGACAUACAGUGACGAUCAAUCAGGCAACUCCUCCGGCAAUAAACCAAGUCCUGAAACCCAGGCUCUUAUAGAACAAGAAGUACGCAGGUUAUUAAAGGUAAUGGUUAUUUAUAAU
Anneissia japonica is the source of this 479-nucleotide messenger RNA. RefSeq names its product ATP-dependent zinc metalloprotease YME1L1-like. NCBI's taxonomy places the organism in Eukaryota, Metazoa, Echinodermata, Crinoidea, Comatulida, Comatulidae. Gene Ontology annotation, molecular function: ATP-dependent peptidase activity; metalloendopeptidase activity; ATP binding. The record is from RefSeq and is a predicted model, not a curated record. The annotation marks the transcript as partial. Gene Ontology annotation, biological process: mitochondrion organization; protein quality control for misfolded or incompletely synthesized proteins. The transcript has 3 exons. Gene Ontology annotation, cellular component: mitochondrial inner membrane.